UCCCGCUCCCUCCUCCUCUCAGUGCCUCUUUCUCCGCCCCGCUCCCCCCCAAACACACUCGCACACGGGCUCUCAAGGUGUUCUCCGCACAGCGGAAGAUGGCGACAGACUGAGGGGGCAUGGCCAGCGGGAGCCACGGGGCCGUGCGGCUCGGCGGCCGCCACAGCGGUGCUAACGGGAGACGGAAGCGAGAGGCGCACUAAGUGAAGCCCCGUGUCGCCGUCCGGCGCCUGUGGCGCUGCCGGGAGCCAGGUGGCCCGCCCGAGCCGGAACUCCGGGAGCAGCAGGCUCGGAGCCGGAGCGGAGCCGGCCCGGGACCGGCCCGGGCGAAAGGCCAGAGCACGAGCGAAGCCCGAAGGGCCGGGCAGUGGGCCGGCCAGCGGGCCUAGGAAGGCGCGAGGGAAGCAGGGAGCGGCGCGGAGCAGGCAGCAGGCGGGCGGGCUGACUGGCGGGCGGGAGCGGCGCGGCGCGGCGCGGCGCGGGGCGAGCGAGCGGAGCGCGGCGGCCGGGCCCGCACGGCGGCGCUGAGGGGCGCAGAGCUGCGCCGAGCCGAGACGGCCAGAACAGAGUGCGAGCCGGGCGGCCACCGGCGCGGAGUGGAGUGGCGCGGAGCGGAGGGCAGCUGAGGGGCCCGACACUAUGAGGAGUGCGGCGCUGCCGCCGCAGCCGCCACCGCCCCAGUGUCCCGCACCGCCCCCCGCCGGGACGCCGGGCAGUGCCUAGCGGGCCGGGCGGCGGCGCCCUGGCUGCGAGAGAGGGAGCGCGGGAGGAGCGCGGGAGGAGCGCGGGGACGGCAGGAGAGCACCCCGCGACUCUGGCCUGAGCGGUGCCCCGGGGCCGGCCGGCCGGCCUGCCUCACCAUGCAGCCACCGAGGUAGAGCCUGGACGGCGCUGAGGAGCGCGGAGCGGCGCGCAGCCCGCUCGCCCGCUGCUGACGGCCGUCCGGCCUCGCGACUGCCUGAUCUCUCCAGGCCGGACACCCCCCCCCGAAAUAUGUUCAGGGGCGCUUGGAUGUGGCCCGGGAAAGACGCCGCCGCGCUGACUAUCUGCUGCUGCUGCUGCUGCUGGGCUCCCAGGCCGAGCGACAAACCUUGCGCUGACUCUGAGCGGGCGCAGCGAUGGCGACUGUCCCUGGCGUCCCUGCUCUUCUUCACCGUGCUGCUCGCUGACCAUCUGUGGCUGUGCGCGGGGGCCCGGCCCCGGGCCAGGGAGCUGAGCAGCGCCAUGCGGCCGCCCUGGGGGACCGGCCGGGAGCGGCAGCCGAUGCCUCCUCGCGCGGUGCUGCCCCUUCCGCCGCCACCGCCGCCCGGCGAGCCCAGCGCGUCCCCGGGCACCUGCGGCCCCCAAUACAGCAACCUGACCAAAGCCACCCCCGCUGCCGGUCCCAGGCCGGACUGCGGUGGCGUCCCAGAGCCCACGGGGCUGGACGCAGCUUGCACCAAAUUGCAAUCUUUGCAGAGACUUUUUGAACCGACUACCCCGGCCCCCCCACUGCGGCCCCCUGACUCCCCUUCCCGUGCCCCGGCCGAGUUCCCCUCCGCCAAAAAAAACUUGCUCAAAGGCCACUUUCGGAACUUCACUCUCUCCUUUUGCGACACCUACACGGUCUGGGACUUGCUGCUGGGCAUGGACCGCCCCGACAGCCUGGACUGCAGCCUGGACACCUUGCUGGGGGACCUGCUGGCCGUGGUGGCCAGCCCGGGCUCCGGGGCCUGGGAGGUGUGUAACAACUGUAUCGAGGCGUACCAGCGGCUCGACCGACAUGCUCAGGAAAAAUAUGACGAGUUCGACCUCGUGCUGCAUAAAUACUUACAGGCAGAAGAGUACUCAAUCCGGUCCUGCACGAAAGGCUGUAAGGCUGUCUACAAGGCCUGGCUGUGCUCCGAAUACUUCAGCGUGACCCAGCAGGAAUGCCAGCGCUGGGUGCCCUGUAAGCAGUACUGUCUGGAAGUGCAGACCCGGUGCCCCUUUAUACUCCCUGACAACGAGGAAAUGGUGUACGGAGGGCUUCCUGGCUUUAUCUGUACAGGGUUGCUGGAUACUUCGCCAAAGCGGCCGGAAACCAAGUGCUGUGACGUGCAGUGGGUCUCCUGUGAGUCGGAGAAGAAGAAGUUCAAGGAGACUGAGGCCCCCAAAACCCACCACCAGCAAUUCCACCACUCCUAUUUCCACCACUACCACCAACAGUACCACCAUUUCCACCCCCGCCAUGACCCCCCCGGCCACAUCAGCCACAAGCCCUCCCUGCUGCCGGUCUCCGGGGGCUCCCGUCUCAGCCCCAGCAGGAUCCGGCUCUAUGUCCUUGUUCUCAUGCUCCUCCAUACCAUGGUGUCCUUCUCCAGCAGCCAGGGCGGUGGAGGACUGGGGCUGGAGGCACUGCCGGCCCUAGAUGAGGGCCUGACUCGGGAAGAGUGACAGCAGGAAGGGAGGACAGACCUCCACCGCACACUGACAUCAGCUCCAUCCCCCCAGGGGGAGGGGGAGGGGCUCCUCCCAUGGGAGGUAUAAGACCAGAUGGGGGGCGGGGGGGAAAUGGGGGCCACACAUCACCCCCAACAUACCUCCACCCCAAAAGCAGCUCCAGCAGUAGGGCCAGAGGGCCCCAGGGAGCUGCAAAACUCAUCCGGGAGAACAAGGCAGGAGCAGCAGCUGCCCCCCCCCUCAGGUCCCGGUCUAUGGGGCUUAGCAAAAAAAGUGGGGGAGUGGGGGCUGGACAUAUCCACUCCUGCUGAGAGCCCUGACCCUAGGGAAGGAGGCUGCUCAACCAGCCUUGGCCCUGCAGGGAAUGUUGGGGGGCACAGAGGGGAGAAGCUCUUUCCACCCUCCACAUUCCUUUUGUUGCCACGAUCCUUAAUUCCCUCCUGCCCAUACCCCUAUAGGCAAUGGCAGACGGUGCAGUGGCCCUUCUCCUACUCCAGCGCACCUUGCCCCAUGUGGGGCCACCACAGGCAAGUGCCAGGCUGGGAGGUGAGGUGCAUACAGUCAUGGCUAGGUCGGGGCCCCGGUUAAGCUGUGCCCUGCCACCCUAGGCAAUGAGGAGUAGGAAUGGGGUACAGAAUGAGUGGUGAGAGAGAGUGGAGAUAGAGAAGAGGAAGAAGAGAAGAGGGAAGAGGAGGGGAGAGGAGGGGAGGAGAGUAGGCGA
Messenger RNA from Mustela erminea (ermine), 3142 nucleotides. It is a transcript of the gene NALF2, whose product is annotated as family with sequence similarity 155 member B. Lineage: Eukaryota; Metazoa; Chordata; Mammalia; Carnivora; Mustelidae. Gene Ontology annotation, biological process: calcium ion import across plasma membrane. Gene Ontology annotation, molecular function: stretch-activated, monoatomic cation-selective, calcium channel activity. The record is from RefSeq and is a predicted model, not a curated record. The transcript has 3 exons. Bases 994 to 2415 code for a protein of 473 amino acids. Gene Ontology annotation, cellular component: plasma membrane.